Messenger RNA from Lycium ferocissimum, 2704 nucleotides. Its product is annotated as exocyst complex component EXO70C2. Gene Ontology annotation, cellular component: exocyst. The transcript has a single exon. NCBI's taxonomy places the organism in Eukaryota, Viridiplantae, Streptophyta, Magnoliopsida, Solanales, Solanaceae. Gene Ontology annotation, molecular function: phosphatidylinositol-4,5-bisphosphate binding. Gene Ontology annotation, biological process: exocytosis. The record is from RefSeq and is a predicted model, not a curated record. The coding region runs from base 367 to 2523 and encodes 718 amino acids.
AAUUCUCUCACCCAUCUGUAUUCAGCUUUGACCGCACACUUGAUAGUUCUCGUCGAUUUGCUCGCUGCAUCUCCAAUCCAAACUCUCACAACACUUAGACAAUAUGAGCAUUUCUUUCAAUAUCCCAAAAAAUUUAAUAGCAUCUCACAAUUAGUUUACAGUUUUUGCGGAUCAAGAAAAUGAAAAGAAUGAAAGGUCAAUUUUCCUAGACAGCUCUCUCUUUGCAUGUUUUCUUCGUCUUAGCAGCUCUUACCAUUGCGCAAAAUUAAACAAUCCUAAAAACUCCCCUUUCCUGAUCUGAUUUUCUUCCAAUCUAUUUUGUUUGAGUAGACAAUUUAAACACAUUUGAGUUAGUCACACACAAUCAUGGAUGCAGAGAAAGUAACACAAACUUCUGAUCAAACAAAAUCCAAUGACAAUAAUUCCAAUGACAAACAGCCAGAAAUUCCAGAACCGUUACCUUUGAAAGAUGAAACUGAAAUUAAUCCUUCUCCCGCCGAUGAAUCAUCAAAGUCUUCAGAAGCAGAGAUUGUUGAAGAACUGCCAACUGACGUUGGUGUCAUCAAAACAACAGAUGUUGAUGGUGCCAAGACAGAUGACAUCGAAAAAAAUGAUGAAGAUGAGGCCAAGGCUGAAGAUUCUUCUCCUUUGCCUCCUGAUCUCGAAAAGGUUUCCGAAGAAAUCGAUCAAUUUAUCUCUGAUUCGUCAAACUUAAAAGGGGAUAAUGAUGAAUCUAAACCUCCUGAUGUUCCUGUGUUUGUGGAACAAUUUGCUGUUCUUGUUGAGGCCAAGAUUGAUGAUUAUGAUGGUGGGGAUGCACCGAUCAAAUGGAGCCAGCUCCCUCAGGAGGUAGCCACAUCAUUCUUGGAUAUUGUAGAUCGAAUCUCCAAGCUAUUGACCUAUCUCUGUCAAUUCUCUUCAGAGUACAAAUAUGCUUAUUCAAUCAGCCGCGUUGAUGGUGUUCUUCAACGCGCAAUGUCCUACAUAGAGGAGGAAUUCAAGUCGAUCCUCUACGAUUACAAGAUUAGUCCUGAUGCAGAUAUCGAAACUCCUUCUGCCAAGCCUAAUAAAGAAGCAGCUAAUGCAGAUGCAGAACAAGGAGGCUCUAUUCCUGAAUCGGCGGCACCUACUGAAGAAAAUAAAUUUCCAGGCUACUCUGAAGAAAUCGUAACGACCUUGAAUAAUUUUUCCAAAGCCUUGAUUGCAGGAGGCUAUGAAUCUGAGUGCUGUCAGGUCUAUUUCAUAGCACGGAGGAAAGCAUUGGAGGAAAGCUUGCAUAAGCUUGGUUUUGAAAAAUAUAGCAUCGAUGAUGUGCAAAAGAUGAAUUGGGAUUCAUUGGAGAGAGAGGUUACUGCUUGGAUUGUAACAUUCAGGCACUGCACUAAUGUGCUCUUCUCCAGCGAACGUAAGCUCGCUGAUGCCGUGUUUGCGGAUCAACCAUCAAUUGCGGAGAACAUCCUCAGCAAUUUGUCUCGAGGUAUGAUGAUCCAACUCCUUAAUUUCGCUGAAGCUGUUUCCAUGACAAAGCGCGCUGCUGAAAAACUCUUCAAGUUUCUUGACAUAUACGAGACUUUGCGCGAUUUUCUUCCCCUGGUGGAUAAAAUAUUUCCCGUUUCUUAUGCUGAUGAACUCAAGGCUGAAGCUACAUUGACUCGGAGCCGUUUAGGAGAAUCCAUGGUUUCAAUCUUUUCUGAGCUUGAAAACUCAAUCCAGGCGGACUCAAACAAGACCCCGGUUCCAGGUGGUGCAGUUCAUCCUUUAACUCGCUACAUCAUGAAUUAUCUGAAAUAUGUAGCCGAGUACCGAGACACCUUAGAGCAGGUCUUUAGAGAACAUCAAAUGAUAGAGAGAGCUGAUUCAACCACUGGAUCGGACUUCGACUGCCAAAAUCCACAAGCUGCUCAGAAUGAUCAUCAUCCAUCAUCAAAUAAGCUAUCACCCUUCGAGACACACAUGAUCAAAGUUAUGGAUCUAUUGGAUGCAAAUCUGGAGGCAAAAUCAAGGCUUUACAAAGACACUUCACUCAGCUCAAUAUUCAUGAUGAACAAUGGGCGAUACAUCUUGCAAAAAAUAAAGGGAUCUCCGGAGAUCAAUAGUCUGAUGGGGGAUCAGUGGUACAGAAAGCGAUCUUCAGACCUAAGACAGUACCACAAGAAUUACCAAAGAGAAACGUGGGGGAAACUGUUGCAAUGUUUAAACCAUGAGGGAUUGAAUGUGAAUGGGAAAGUGAAUAAACCAAUAUUGAAAGAGAGGUUCAAGAGUUUCAAUGCAUUGUUUGACGAGAUACACAAGACGCAGAGCAGUUGGGUGAUUAGCGACGAGCAACUGCAGUCGGAGCUGAGAGUUUCGAUAUCGAACAUGGUGAUACCAGCGUACAGGUCAUUCUUGGGAAGGUUUAGUCAAACAUUUACUCCAGGAAGGCAGACAGAGAAGUAUGUGAAGUUCCAACCUGAAGAUAUUGAAACACACAUUGAUGAGCUAUUCGAUGGAAAUGCCACGCCAUGGGGGAGGAAGAAAUUGUAAUCUUAAUCUUAAUAAUCAGAGAGACAGAUCAGUUGAUGAUCAAUAACGUUCUUUUUGUCCGUUUUGUGGUGUAACUUUUUUCUAUUUUGUUAUUGUUCAUGUUUGUAGUGGUAUACAGUACUUUUCACGAUCAAUUAAUUAACUUUUUAGACUUCAAUUCUUUGAUUCAUGUCUGUCAUGU